This is a messenger RNA of Trichoderma gamsii, 1353 nucleotides long. RefSeq lists its product as hypothetical. The record is from RefSeq and is a predicted model, not a curated record. Lineage: Eukaryota; Fungi; Ascomycota; Sordariomycetes; Hypocreales; Hypocreaceae. The transcript has a single exon. Bases 1 to 1353 code for a protein of 450 amino acids.
AUGGAUGCAACACCCGACUCAAAGCUUGGCACUAUUAUUUCCAGUCUGCCUGUGAAACGAGUUGCACCCAAAGACGUGAAUUUGCCCUGGCACCUGCUCGUUGCGCGCGACACUCUUGCGUACAGCAAUGAAACCCAGCCAUGCGCAAACGAAAUGACAGAGGACAAGCAGCGCGUGCUCUGCGAGAAGGUCAUGAGGAUCGCCUUCUAUAUCGUCGGCGUGGACCCAAAUGAUUAUCACGUCUGCCUAGAGGCCUGUAUAGAGAAGGCCGUGAACACCAAGCUCCUGUCUACUACUGCAUGGACCAGCUGGAGCGGACACAGAACCCUCAAGGCUAGAAUGAAGCUUGCCCAGCAAUAUACCGACUCGACGAAACAAGUCCACUGCCCUCCGGCGCCGCUGAUCAUGGCCGCGGUAGCGCUCAAGUCGAUCAGAAAAGUUGAAGGCACUGGAACUGACGAAACCACGAUACUGAUGGAGCAGUACAAAACUGUGGACAUGGCACCAACCGCAAUCCACAACUUUGUGGGCAACGAAGAACGUAUCGUUCGCAUCAUGUUCAAACUUGCCCUACCCACGACUGAGCAAAGUCACAAUAUCACCGAGUCACUUCGCGAAGUGAGUAUCGACGUGGACUCAUUCCGAUCCAGCAAACACUUUGAGCAUGGCAGACGGAGCAUUGUCGCCGCGGAUAACACAAUCGACGACAAGGAGACGCUGAAGGUGGAGGUUAUCUGCGAAAUGGCCAGAGAUCAGGCAGAAGACGAGCUCAAAGACAUACUCGACCUCCUCAGAAGCAAGGGAGACACCGCCGUAACGGAGAUGAUGGGAAAUCUCAUCAAGUUGCCUCACAUGAAGGUGCUCUCUCCAGCAAACAAAUUAUCCGUCUUUAAAUGGGCAAAAGCCAUAAAGCACGACAGAGUCCUCGGAAUGUUCGAAGUCUCGCUGGAUGACCUGGACAAGUACACCUGGACAGAGACAAUCGAGAAGCCCAUCUCAACAACAUGGUCCAACCACCCCGCAUAUACAAUCUGGAACGAGACAAGGGACCUAGUCAGCAAGAAAAGCGACCCCAAGCGCAUUCUGAAGAGGCUCGACAUGCUGCGCGAGACGCUCGUGCGCGAAGCCUUUGAGAAGCAAGAAGAGAGUAACAAGGCGCUGCCGGACAAUCAGACGCACGCAGAGCUGCUGCGCGACGAGAUUGCAGCCAUCAAGGAGAAUCUUGAGAGCGUUCAGAGACAGAAUGGGAGUCUCAAGAGACAGAACGAUGAGGUCAUUCAGUUGUUGAAGGACGAGAAGAGACUUAAGCCGACGUGCGUGUUUGAGGAUCACCUGGAAGGUGCUUGUAUUUGA